UGUUGUAUCGAGGAGUCGCACGUGUUUACUUCUGUAUUUGAACCUCCAAAGAUUUUACAUAUAAAUUGUAAAAAUGCCGCGCUCCAAACGUGAUAAGAAAGUUUCGUUGACCAAAACUGAUCGCAAGGGCCUGGCAUGGAAACAGCGCAUCAUAGAUGACAUACGCUUUUGCGUGGAAAAGUAUCCAAAUAUAUUUGUGUUUCAAGUGCAGAAUAUGCGUAACAACCUGCUAAAAGAUCUAAGACAAGAAUGGAAGCGUAAUUCUCGUUUUAUAUUUGGCAAAAAUCGUAUAAUGCAAAUAGGAUUGGGUCGCACAAAGGCAGAGGAAGUGGAGGCGGAUCUGCACAAGCUUUCGAAGCGCCUAACAGGCCAAGUGGGUCUGCUUUUCACAGAGAAAACCAAGGAGGAAGUACUGGAAUGGGCUGAGAACUACUGGGCAGUAGAAUAUGCGCGUAGCGGUUUUGCAGCAACUGAAACGGUUACAUUGUCUGCCGGCCCGCUGGAGGAGUUUGCUCAUUCAAUGGAGCCGCAUUUACGAUCAUUGGGUUUGCCGACGAAGCUAGAGAAGGGCAUUGUUACCAUCUACAGCGAUUACACGGUGUGUGAAGAGGGCAAGGUGCUCACACCGGAACAAGCGCGUAUCUUAAAGCUGCUAGGCAAGCCAAUGGCCAAAUUUCGUUUGACAAUGAAGUGCUCGUGGAGCAAGAAGGAUGGUUUCCAGCUGCAUGUGGAAGAUAAUGUAGAGGAAGAACAAGAAGACAGCGCUAUGGAGCAGGACGAAGAGGAUGAUGAGGACGAGAAUGAAGAAGAGUAACUAGCUAAUUAGUAAUUAAGUUAAUGUUUAUGUAU
Drosophila busckii is the source of this 849-nucleotide messenger RNA. RefSeq names its product mRNA turnover protein 4 homolog (gene RpLP0-like). Gene Ontology annotation, cellular component: nucleolus; preribosome, large subunit precursor. Gene Ontology annotation, biological process: ribosomal large subunit assembly; rRNA processing; nuclear-transcribed mRNA catabolic process. The coding region runs from base 74 to 814 and encodes 246 amino acids. The transcript has 3 exons. Lineage: Eukaryota; Metazoa; Arthropoda; Insecta; Diptera; Drosophilidae. Gene Ontology annotation, molecular function: RNA binding. The record is from RefSeq and is a predicted model, not a curated record.